Molecule: messenger RNA, 1300 nt
Organism: Ipomoea triloba (trilobed morning glory)
Lineage: Eukaryota; Viridiplantae; Streptophyta; Magnoliopsida; Solanales; Convolvulaceae
Product: phosphoglycerate mutase-like protein 1
Exons: 10
Coding region: 75-1109 (344 amino acids)
Cellular component (GO): cytoplasm
Molecular function (GO): phosphatase activity
Source: RefSeq, a predicted model, not a curated record
UAGCGGAAUAUCCGUGGAGGGAUGCGCGGAGACUAAACCGAGACAAAAACUGAAACGCAGAUCCGGCUGCCGCUAUGACAGAUAGUGCCGCCAAUUGUUUAUUAUUAUUCCAAUUCCAUUUCAGGAACUAUACUGAUUCUACUUCUAUUGCUCUCACUCCGAACCUCCGUUCCAGAACAUCAACGCACCUCCGCCUCCAACUCCGACGCUCCUCUUCUCCGGUAGUUUCUCUUCCGUCUCGCUCUCGCUCCGCCGCCUUUCGCUGCUCUUCUUCUCUCUCCUCAGUCUCAGAUAUGGAUGCCUCCGGGGGUCAGAGUGUCUAUCCUCUGCACAGAUGUAAAACGAUCCACCUGGUGAGGCAUGCUCAGGGAUUUCACAAUGUAGAAGGAGAAAAGGACCACAAUGCAUACCUCUUUCGACACCUUUUUGAUGCAAAUCUUACCCCUCUUGGUUGGCAGCAGGUGGAUAAUCUACGCAAACAUGUUAACUCAUCCGGUCUUUCUAAGAGGGUCGAAUUGGUUGUCACUUCCCCUUUGUUGAGGACUAUACAAACAGCAGUUGGUGUCUUUGGGGGAGAAGGCCUUGCUGAUGACAUACAAGGUCUUCCGUUAAUGGUGACAAAUGCUGGAAACAGUAGUCGACCUGCAAUUUCAAGUCUAAAUUGCCCUCCAUUCCUGGCAAUGGAGUUGUGCCGAGAACAUAUAGGGGUUCAUUGGUGUGAUAAAAGAAGAAACAUCAGCGAGUAUAAGCCUCAAUUUCCAGCAAUUGAUUUCUCAUUGAUUGAACAUGAUGAUGACUUUCUGUGGAAGGAGGACAUCAGGGAGACAGAUGAAGAAAUUGCUACAAGGGGGAUGAAGUUUUUAAACUGGUUGUUGACACGGAAGGAGAAAGAAAUUGCAGUUGUUACUCACAGUGGAUUCUUAAUUCAUACUCUAAAACAAUUUGGAAAUGACUGCAAUCCAAAUGUGAAGAAUGAAAUUUGCACACCAUUUAAAAAUUGUGAACUUCGGUCAAUGGUUAUUGUUGACAGAUGUAUGAUUGGAUCAGAUACUCCCACAACCGACUAUCCCGGUAAAAUUCCCAGUGGAUCAGACGUCCCAAGCGAUUGAUGCAGCAAACAGAGAUUUUUUGGCUUUAGAGGCUACAAUUCAUUGGGGAGCAUCAUGUUUCUGUAUCUCCCAACAUGAUUUCAAAAACAAUUGAGAUUUUGUCAAUCUAGAAGCAUGCACGCACCUAUCAAAACUAUAUACUAGUCUUGGCGUAAUAAAUUGUGCUGCCCACAAAUUGCCUGCCUUUCAAA